AUGCCUAUCGAAAUCCCCGCAGCCAGUUCCCUCAUGGACCUCUUCAGUCUCAAAGACAAGGUCGUGGUCGUGACAGGUGCCUCCGGCCCUCGAGGAAUCGGCCUGGAAGCAGCCCGCGGCUGUGCCGAGAUGGGCGCCGACAUCGCAAUCACCUACUUCUCACGCCGCGAAGGCGCAGAAGCUAACGCCAAAGCCCUACAAGAAGAAUACGGCGUCAAAGCCAAAGCCUACAAAUGCGACACUGCCAAGUGGAACGAAGUGCAAGACCUUGUCACGAACGUCAUCUCCGACUUUGGCAAGAUCGACUCAUUCAUCGCGAAUGCCGGUCGCACCGCUGAUGCUGGUGUUCUCGAUGGCUCGGUUGAAGAUUGGGAGGGUAUCAUUCAGGCAGAUCUCAACUCUGUCUUUUACUGCGCUAAGGCUGUUGGUCAGCAUUUCAAGGCGCGUGGAAAGGGCAGCUUUGUGAUUACUGCUUCGAUGUCCGGCCACAUUGUCAAUUAUCCUCAGGAGCAGACUUCUUAUAAUGUUGCCAAGGCUGGUUGCAUUCAUAUGGCUCGUUCCUUGGCUAAUGAGUGGAGGGACUUUGCUCGUGUCAAUACUAUUUCUCCUGGUUAUAUUGAGACGGGUCUUGGCGACUUUUGCCCUGCUGAAAUGCAAGACACUUGGAGGAGCUUGAUUCCCAUGGGACGGCAAAGUCAUCCCAAGGAGUUGAAGGGUGCCUAUGUGUAUUUCGCUAGUGAUGCUAGUACUUACACUACUGGUGCGGAUCUUCGGAUUGAUGGUGGUUAUACUUGCCGGUAA
Penicillium canescens is the source of this 801-nucleotide messenger RNA. Its product is annotated as SDR family oxidoreductase. The transcript has a single exon. Gene Ontology annotation, cellular component: intracellular anatomical structure. The record is from RefSeq and is a predicted model, not a curated record. Gene Ontology annotation, molecular function: oxidoreductase activity, acting on NAD(P)H, oxygen as acceptor. Lineage: Eukaryota; Fungi; Ascomycota; Eurotiomycetes; Eurotiales; Aspergillaceae. Bases 1 to 801 code for a protein of 266 amino acids.